CUAACGUUCGAGUCCGAUGUUUACUUUGCUUCAAGUAUAAGGUAACCGUUUAUUCUUUAUAUAUAUACCUAACAUAUUAUCAUACAACAUGCAGAGCACGUAUUGAGUUGCUGUUUUACUAUUCGCGCCGACGUUUGAACAAGCGCAAUACGAAAGCGACCGUUGCAUGCCUGCGGAACGCAAGCGAUCGAUCAACAUGGACGAGAAGGAGGUGAGCUCCUUCAGCAGCAAGGAGCGCGAGAAGGAGAGGGAGCGGGACGGCGAGCGAAGGCUCCCGAGGGACAAGGCCAAGGACGACAAGAUGAGCGGCGGCAAGAAGGACGGGGGCGCGAAGGCGGCGGCGGCUGAGGAGAAGAGGAAGCGUCUGGAGGAGGAGAAGCGCAAGAGGGAGGAGAAGGACCGCAAGAAGAAGGAGGAGGAGAAGCAGAAGGCUGAGGAGGAGCAGCGGAAGAAGGAGGAGGAGGAGAAGAGGCUGCAGGAGGAGCAGGAGAAGAAGCUCCAGGAGGAGGAGGAGAAGCGGCAGCGGGAGGAGGAGGCGGCGCAGCUGAAGGAGAAGGAGGAGUCCCACCAGCUGCACCAGGAGGCCUGGGAGCGCCACCACAGCAGGAAGGAGCUCCGCAGCAAGAACCAGAACAUCCAGGAGGGCCGCCCCGAGGAGGCCUUCUUCAGCCGCCUGGACUCCAGCCUCAAGAAGAACACGGCGUUCGUCAAGAAGCUGCGCACGCUCACCGAGCAGCAGCGCGACUCGCUCUCCACCGACUUUGGCGCGCUCAACCUCAGCAAGUACAUCGGCGAGGCGGUGGCCUCCGUGGUGGAGGCCAAGCUGAAGAUCUCGGACGUGGGCUGCUCGGUGCACCUCUGCUCCCUCUUCCACCAGCGCUACGCCGAGUUCGCCCCGCUGCUGCUGCAGGCGUGGAAGCGGCACUUUGAGGCGCGCAAGGAGGAGAAGGCGCCCAACGUGAGCAAGCUGCGCACGGACCUGCGCUUCAUCGCCGAGCUCACCGUCGUGGGCCUCUUCACGGACCGCGAGGGCCUUUCACUCAUCUACGAGCAGCUCAAGAGCAUCAUCAGCGUGGACCGCGAGAUGCACACGCACGUCUCCGUGGUGAUCAGCUUCUGCAAGCACUGUGGCGACGACAUCGCCGGCCUGGUGCCGCGCAAGGUGAAGCUGGCCGCCGACAAGUUCGCCCUGGCGUUCCCGCCCAGCGAGAUCAUCAGCGUGGAGAAGCAGACGCCCUUCCAGAACCUGCUGAGGGAGUACUUCACGUCGCUCACCAAGCACCUGAAGAAGGACCACCGCGAGCUACAGAACAUCGAGAGGCAGAACAGACGUAUUCUCCACUCCAAGGGCGAGCUCAGUGAGGACCGGCACAAGCAGCACGAGGAGUUUGCCACCUCCUACCAGAAGCUGCUCGCCAACACUCAGUCCCUGGCUGACCUGCUGGACGAGAACAUGCCCGAGCUGCCCCAGGACAAGACCGUCCAGGAGGAACACGGCCCCGGCAUUGACAUCUUCAUGCCCGGUAAGCCAGGAGAGUACGACCUGGAGGGGGGCAUCUGGGAGGACGAGGACGCCCGCAACUUCUACGAGAACAUGGUGGACCUCAAGGCCUUCGUGCCCGCCAUCCUCUUCAAGGACAACGAGAAGAGCGGCCAGGCCAAGGAGAGGGAAGAGGCCAAAGAAGCCAAAGAGGCGAAGGAGGCGGCGGUGGCGGCAGCGGCGACCACGGAAGAGCUGGAGCUGGAGCUAGAGGCCCUGGACAUCGCCGAGGACCCCCUGGAACUGGAGGGCCCCGAGGAGACGGAGAACGAGGAGCUGGCCAAGAAACUGUUGGACGAGCAAGAGCAAGAGGAUGAGGAGGCCAGCACUGGCUCCCACCUCAAGCUCAUCGUGGACGCCUUCAUCCAGCAGCUUCCCAACUGUGUGAACCGGGACCUCAUUGACAAGGCCGCCAUGGACUUCUGCAUGAACAUGAACACCAAGUCCAACAGGAGGAAGCUGGUUCGAGCCCUCUUCACCGUUCCCAGACAGAGGCUGGAUCUGCUCCCCUUCUACUCCCGCUUGGUGGCGACCCUUCACCCCUGCAUGUCCGAUGUGGCCGAGGACCUUUGCUCCAUGCUCAAGGGAGACUUCAGGUUCCACAUCCGUAAGAAGGACCAGAUUAACAUUGAGACCAAAAACAAGACUGUGAGGUUCAUCGGAGAGCUGGCCAAGUUCAAGAUGUUCUCCAAAACAGACUCACUCCAUUGUCUGAAGAUGCUACUGUCAGACUUCUCCCACCACCAUAUAGAGAUGGCCUGCACCUUGCUGGAGACCUGUGGCCGCUUCCUCUUCAGAUCCCCGGAAUCCCACCUGCGCACUAGCGUCCUCCUGGAGCAAAUGAUGCGCAAGAAGCAGGCGCAGCACCUGGACGCGCGCUACAUCACCAUGGUGGAGAACGCCUACUACUACUGCAACCCGCCCCCCAUGGAGAAGACGGUGCGCAAGAGGAGACCCCCGCUGCAGGAGUACAUCCGCAAGCUGCUCUACAAGGACCUGUCCAAGGUCACCACCGAGAAGGUGCUGAGGCAGAUGCGCAAGCUUCCCUGGCAGGACGUGGAGGUGAAGAGCUACCUGAUCUGCUGCAUGGUGAACAUCUGGAACGUCAAGUACAACAGCGUCCACUGCGUGGCCAACCUGCUGGCCGGCCUCGUGGCCUACCAGGAGGACGUGGGCGUGCACGUGGUCGACGGCGUGCUGGAGGACAUCCGCCUGGGCAUGGAGGUCAACCAGCCCAAGUUCAACCAGCGCCGCAUCAGCAGCGCCAAGUUCCUGGGCGAGCUGUACAACUACCGCAUGGUGGAGUCGGCGGUCAUCUUCCGCACCCUCUUCUCCUUCAUCUCGUUCGGGGUGAACCCCGACGGCGGCCCCGGGCCCCUGGACCCCCCCGAGCACCUGUUCCGCAUCCGGCUGGUGUGCACGCUGCUGGACGCCUGCGGUCAGUACUUUGACCGCGGCUCCAGCAAGCGCAAGCUGGACUGCUUCCUCAUCUACUUCCAGCGCUACAUCUGGUGGAAGAAGAGCCUGGACGUGUGGACCAAGGACCACCCGUUCCCCAUCGACAUGGACUACAUGAUCAGCGACAUGCUGGAGCUGCUGAGGCCCAAGAUGAGGCUCUGCUCCUCCCUGGAGGAGGCCAGCCGGCAGGUCAGCGACCUGGAGCACGAGGUGCUGGUCAAGCUAGGUCUAGCCAUUGAGAAGGACGGCCGGUGUCCCAGCUCCCUGAGCGAGAGUGAAGUGCUAGAUGAGGAAGACGAGGAUGGCGAUGAGGAGGAAGAGGGCGGGGCCGAGACCGAGGAGCAGUCGGGCAACGAGAGCGAGAUCAACGAGCACGAGGAGGAGGAGGGCUCAGAGAGGGAGGAGGAGGAGGAGGAAGAGAACACAGACGACCUGACAGACUCCAACAAGGAGAACGAGACGGAUGAGGAGAACAACGAUGUGACCAUCCGAGGAGGGGGUCUGAAGCACGUGGCGUGUGCUGAGGACGAGGACUUCAUCCAGGCCCUGGAUAAGAUGAUGCUGGAGAACCUGCAGCAGCGCAGCGGGGAGGUGGUGAAGGUGCACCAGCUGGACGUGGCCAUCCCCCUGCAGCUAAAGAGCCAGCUGAAGAAGGGGGGUCCGGGGGGCCCCGGGGAGGGGGACGGCGGCGACAUCUCGGACAGCAUGCAGUUCGUCAUGCUCACGCGCAAGGGCAACAAGCAGCAGUACAAGAUCCUGAACGUGCCGCUGUCGUCCCACCUGGCCGCCAACCACUUCAACCAGCAGCAGGCGGAGCAGGAGGAGCGCAUGCGCAUGAAGAAGCUCACGCUGGACAUCAACGAGAGGCAGGAGCAGGAGGACUACCAGGAGAUGCUGCAGUCCCUGGCGCAGCGGCCCGCUCCGGCCAACACCAACCGGGAGCGGCGUCCGCGCUACCAGCACCCCAAGGGGGCACCCAACGCUGACCUCAUCUUCAAGACGGGAGGAAGCAGAUGGUUUGAGAAGCAGGCAUGGGGCGAGCAACAGGAGAGGCGAGACAGGCAGGCCAGGCAGGAGAGGCAGAGCAAGCAGGAGAGGAACCAGAGGUGUGAGGGGGCGGAGCCUAAUGCCAGCCAGACGAGAGGACCUGCAGUCUGAGAGACGGAGAGAGCGAGAGACAGACAGACAGAGAGAGAGACUGAUAGAGAAUAGGGUGUGAAGAAUGGGUCGUUUAAAGAAAGGAACGUGCUUAGUUUCGGCUGUAUGUCAAUGUGCUUGUGUGUUUAUGUUUGGAGUGUGUGGACGUUUGCAGGCAGGCUACAGUAAAUGUUCUCAAGUACUGAUGACCUCAACAAAGAGUUUUUGUAAUUUCUUUUGAUAAAGGCUCAUGGUUCUAAAAUGUAUAGUUGUUUACAUUAAAUGUGUUCUCCUGUUGCAGGUGCUAAAUACUCAAGUGAGCUUUUUUAUUUUGUCUUUUAAAGCUGUGCAGAAAGAACUUUAUGAAUAAAAAGAUUGUAUUAAAACGUAUAUUUCCUUUACAACAUUUGUGUGUUUUUUCCACACAUUUGUGUGUUUUUCCGUGUUUCUAUGAGGACUACAUCAUAUAUACCGAUAUAUAUUUCCUGAAUAAGAUGCUCAAACAUGACACUAAAACAAAUACCAAUGUUUUUUAUAUCCAGAUAUGAACAUGGAGGAUGGAGAUAGAUUUGGUUAUCAUUGAUAAGAUGUAAUGCAAGAGGAAAAUGGAUACUCAUUGAUAAAACCCACACUACACACACUUGUGUACAUGCAUGCCCUAUAUGACAUACCCAUACCUUGUCAAUCUUGUCAAUACCCUCAAAUGGCAUACCCAUAUCAUGCCCUUUAAGAUCUAUCCAUAUCCUGUAGAAUAUACCCGAUUCAACAUACCCAUACCCAGUUGAAAAUACGCAAUUUAACUUACCAAUAACCUGUUGAGCAUACCCUGUACAAUAUACACAAUAUACCCUGUAGGAAUUUCUGUGCAGAAAAAACCCUGUAUAAUGUACCCAUACCCUGUCGAACAUAAACUUUAGAAUAGACCCAUACCAUGUAGGACAUUCCUUCUGGAAUAGGCCCGGUAGUAUUUACCCUUUAGAAUACACCCACAGCCUUUGGGAAAUUUCCUGCAAAAUAUACCCUGCAGAUAAUACCCUGUAGAAUAUACCCUGUAGAAUAUACCCUGCAGAAUAUACCCUGUAGAAUAUACCCUGUAGGAUAUAGCUUGUGUAAUAAACUCAUAACUUGAAGGCUGUACCCCAGAGGACGUUUGUUCCUUCUGAGCUGUACUCGGUAGUUCAUAGCCAGUAGGGGCUUUCCCCGGCUGUACCCUGUAGUUCGUAGCCUGUAGGGGCUAUCCCAGUAGACUUAGGCUGAACCCUGUAGUCUGUUCCCUCUCGGCUGUAGCCUGUAGUUUAGACUUUAGGGGCUUCCCCUGUAGCAUGUAGGCUGAUUCCUGUAGUUUGUUCCAUCUCUGCUGUACCCUGUAGUUCAUAGCCUGUAGGGGCUUUCCCCGGCUGUACCCUGUAGUUCAUAGCCUGUAGGGGCUUUCCCCGGCUGUACCCUGUAGUUCAUAGCCUGUAGGGGCUUUCCCCGGCUGUACCCUGUAGUUCAUAGCCUGUAGGGGCUUUCCACGUAGCCUGUAGGCUGACCCCUGUAGGCUGACCCCUGCUCUCUGGGAAGCAGUCUCUACAGUA
Gadus chalcogrammus (walleye pollock) is the source of this 5712-nucleotide messenger RNA. RefSeq names its product UPF2 regulator of nonsense mediated mRNA decay (gene upf2). Gene Ontology annotation, cellular component: exon-exon junction complex; cytoplasm. Gene Ontology annotation, biological process: nuclear-transcribed mRNA catabolic process, nonsense-mediated decay. Gene Ontology annotation, molecular function: RNA binding; protein binding. The transcript is spliced from 23 exons. NCBI's taxonomy places the organism in Eukaryota, Metazoa, Chordata, Actinopteri, Gadiformes, Gadidae. Bases 167 to 4156 code for a protein of 1329 amino acids. The record is from RefSeq and is a predicted model, not a curated record.